CAUUUUCGAGAAGAAAAAACACUGAUACAAGUGCAAUCCUCAAUAAUUGAAGACGAAUCGACUUUCCUCUAAUCGUGUCGUAAAUAAUCACGAAAAUUCAAAGAAAAAUUGCUGCGCGAUUACUUCUAGUUCGGUAAAAGUAGAAUUAUGGGCUUAACACAUAGCAUUGCUGUUCCCGGUGGAGGAACUGAAGGUUAUCACGUUCUUCGGGUUCAAGACAAUUCGCCAGGGCAGAAGGCUGGUUUGGAAGCGUUUUUUGAUUUUAUAUUGGCAAUCGGAAAUACAAGACUUGAUCAGGAUAACGAUACCUUGAAGGAGUUGUUGAAGGCAAACAUUGAUAAGGAAAUACAGAUGACUAUAUUCAGCAGCAAGACUCAAAACAUUCGAGUGGUUAACAUAAGUCCAAGUGCAACCUGGGGUGGCCAGGGUUUAUUGGGUGUUAGCAUACGGUUCUGUUCGUUUGAAGGUGCAAAUGAGACCGUUUGGCACAUUUUAGAAGUACAUCCUUCUUCACCGGCCGAAGAAGCUGGUUUAAUACCAUUCACAGAUUAUAUCAUUGGGGCUGAUUCAAUACUGCAUGAAAGUGAGGAUCUAUUCACGUUGGUUGCGUCACACGAGGGUCGACCCCUUAAAAUGUACGUCUACAAUAUUGAAAAGGACGCCUGCCGAGAGGUGACAAUCACACCUAACAGUAAAUGGGGUGGUGAAGGAAGUCUCGGCUGUGGAAUCGGAUAUGGCUAUUUACAUCGAAUACCGAUUCGAGUUUUACCGGUAGACGCUAAAACAGGCACUGCUCUUAGUCAGUCUAUGACUACGGUGCCAACGUCUGUUCCUACAUUGGGAGAUACAAAUGCGAAUGCGAAUAGUCGCUCAAUGCCAUUCAUUCCCAUGGUUCCACCAUUAGCAAACACGUUUGCUUCGAGCACAACGACUGUUCACACGGAUCUGCUGACGGUUUCCCAAAGCCUGCCAACAGACAGCUCUGUAACUUCAGUAGCGGAUCAUCAUGCCAACCAGAGAACAACAUUUGAUCAAACAACCAAUAAUCCUCUUCCGGCAAGUUCAUCGAUCGCUCAAACAGGCAACAAUUCAGCCCCUGUGGUUGCUUCACCACCAAUCAACGUGGCCGAAUCUUAUUACACGCCACCAGCAGGAGCAAUUCCACCUGUGGCCAAUGUGCCUCCGUCACCAGCUUCAGACGUAGCGGCUUCAAUGACCCCGACAUCGACUACAACUAUUCCGCUCUAUCCACCACAAGGACACCAGCAGCCACAAAACCCUUAUAGCAAACAGGCGCAACACGCGGUCCAUAUGUCUUACCCUGCGAGCAGCGUAAGCAACAGUGCUCUGCCAACAAUAAAUCCGAACAUUUUUAAUUCUAAUGUUGCGCCACCAUCGACACUAGCCAGCAACUUCUAUGAAAUGUACGGGGCAACUUCAAACCCACAAGCCACCAACGCAACUAAUACAUUUCAGCCUGCUAGUUUAUCCUAUCCGUCCAGCACCAUAGACUUCCAACAACAACAAAACUCGGCGCUAUACCAGUCCCAACAGUACACAGCGGCAAGUCAGCAGAUGCCCCCACCCAUUCAAAUGUACUCAACCUUCCCACAACAAAUGACAACUAUGAACGAUUCAGCCCAGCAACCGCCGCCGUUAUUUCAGACGAGUGCCGUAACGACGCCAAUUUCUCUGCCCGGAAUGCCACCGAUCACUGUUAGUGCCACCAUCCAAGCUGAAGCUCUGCGCGGACUACAGUUCGGUAACAGUACGCAUCAACAGACUCCUGCUGGUGGAGAAUCACUACAAUAGCUGCAAGUAAAUCGAACUGAAUGUAGUUGUACAUAUACGACAGUUGGUGUGUCAGCUCUUGGAUCGAGGUAAUCAUAUGUACAUGUGGAUCAUUUUACAAAGAUUUUACCAGAUCUACUAACAAAGGUGCCCUGGAUGAUGUCUGUAUACAUAUAUUAUAUUGUGUUUAACGAGUCUAUAUUUUUAUUGUAUUGUUCGGUCCGCAAAAUGAAGAGCUCUGUUACAUGAUAAAUUAUUAUUAGUUUCACGCUUGCCUGCAAACUGCAUGUUUUGUUUUCGAAAAACUGCUCUCACUAGAAAACAAGCGAGUUGAAUGUUUUCAGCAUUUUUGUAGCUUAUUAACCAAUGUUGAAUAUUGAUUUAUUGAAUGAGCUGUCCGAGAGCGAAGAACCUUAGAAGAAUUAUCUACUAAAUACAUGAAAACUUUGUACGUUAUCUACAAUACUUGAGAAGCAGCAUCAAAUAAAGGCAAAGGUCAAAGAGUUA
Messenger RNA from Wyeomyia smithii (pitcher-plant mosquito), 2298 nucleotides. It is a transcript of the gene Grasp65, whose product is annotated as Golgi reassembly-stacking protein 2. Bases 148 to 1812 code for a protein of 554 amino acids. NCBI's taxonomy places the organism in Eukaryota, Metazoa, Arthropoda, Insecta, Diptera, Culicidae. Gene Ontology annotation, molecular function: protein binding. Gene Ontology annotation, biological process: Golgi organization. The transcript has 4 exons. Gene Ontology annotation, cellular component: Golgi apparatus. The record is from RefSeq and is a predicted model, not a curated record.